ACCCCACUGAAGCUUUAUUUAUUAUUUCAAAAAUUGAAGCUUCAUUUACUAACUCAACAACCUCUGACUCGUUUCUUUUACUUCUUCGUCAGAACAUAUGCGCAUUAUGCUUAGCUCUUCAUCUCCUUCCUUUGCAUUACACUUUCCAGAGAACACCAUGGCCUUGUCACUCCAGGAGAUAAGUCAUUGUCUGAAAAGCUUGGAGAAUCAAGAAAAAGGAAAAGGAAAAACUAGUACCCAAGCUUCUACUAUUAACCUUGUUGACUUAGAGCAAACAAAAAGCCACUUCUUGAAAAAAAGUUUUUGCCACUCUGAUCAUGCCGACACAGGAAAAAAGGUUAUCCAACCCACUAGGAUUGAGCAAUCUAUUUCCCAUGUGUCGAUCAUUGGGUCCACAAUAAAAUACAAAAUCAUGAUGAGUGACAUGGUUGCUCUCAAUAAAACUAGUAAUGUUUUCGACAACUUGGAGGUUUGGUAAAAAUUGUCAAGGCAUAUUCUGAAGAGUAGUCCAAAAUAUUGGCUCAUAAUUUCCAGAGUUUGGAAGAUUCAAAAAAUAUUGUUAUCGAUUUGAAGAAAAAACUACAAAGUCACCAACGACUUGGAGGUAGCUAAGGACACAAUUGUCCAAGGUUUUAGAGAUGGUUUUGAUGUUGCAACCGAACAAGUCAAAGUGUUAUAUCCUGAUUUAGACUUAUCAAUUAUAGAUCCUUCCAAAAUGGUGGUUAAAGGUCAUAUUGUAGCCGACUGAUUGACGAUGCUCAAACCUUAUAUUUUGAUUGUUUAUUUACAUUUUCUAAUAUUUUCAUUUCUUGUCCCUUGAGACUCAUGCUUC
Vigna unguiculata (cowpea) is the source of this 832-nucleotide messenger RNA. Lineage: Eukaryota; Viridiplantae; Streptophyta; Magnoliopsida; Fabales; Fabaceae. The record is from RefSeq and is a predicted model, not a curated record.